This is a messenger RNA of Annulohypoxylon truncatum, 2400 nucleotides long. RefSeq lists its product as uncharacterized. The transcript is spliced from 3 exons. The record is from RefSeq and is a predicted model, not a curated record. Lineage: Eukaryota; Fungi; Ascomycota; Sordariomycetes; Xylariales; Hypoxylaceae. Bases 141 to 2192 code for a protein of 683 amino acids.
UAACAAAUCUCCCAAAACCUUCGUACGGUGCUUAGGACACCUAUUCUCCAUAUCCUGCUGGUCAGUUAAUCGCAUAAUUCUAAUCAACCAGAUCCCGAGUCCGAAUUCCACGAAAAAUACUCGAAAAUACUCGGAAAAAAAUGAAUAUAGGAACCCUAAUCCCGCAACUAGCGGGCCUCUCCCCCAACCCGCCGAGCUCGCGCCCGCCGGGGCUCGGCGGCCAGGACUUCACGCACUGCUGCCUGCUCGCGCUGAACGACUCGCUGACGGUGCUCCCCGACGGCAACCUAUCCUACUCUCCGACGUCGUUCGUCGCGCCGGGCGUCUCGCUCAGCUCGCUCGAGACGGCGAUGCGCGGCGACGAGUUCCCGUGCGGGGCCGCGUGGAACGGGGACGCGGACGGGGCCCCCGUCGUGCGGGUGCCGUACCGCUGGUGCGAGAGCCGGUGUCCCGGGUGGGAGAUCUCGCACGCGACCGUCAUGCAGCAGUGGGUCGGCCCCCUGGUCCAGUUCAUCGUGCCCAGCCUCGCCUUCUGCACCAACGUCCCGCGCACCCACAAGCUCGCCAUCCCCGAGAUCGUGUUCAAGGGCCACCCCCGCACGAUUGUGGGGCUCAUGACGUACUGGAUCCGCUUGCUGGGCGCCGUCGUGCUUAUGACCCUCGACACGGUCGUCUGGCUCGCGAUUUGCUUCGCGUUUGCUGGGCCGAUGCUGUUGAGUGCGGUGUAUGAAUACGCGCUGGAUCGCAAGGUGCUCGAGUUUCUGGCCCCGCCGAAUGGGAAGGCGCCGGUUAUUCCGGCGCGCUUGAGGGCUCAACUACUGCUUGCUGUUGUUGUGGGGAAUAUCCGGAUGGCGACCCUCGAGAACGACGAUUUUGGAAGCGAGAGCCGUCAUGAUAGUGCCCUUUCGACUGACCUCGAGGGAAAGAUACCGGCGGGGCCUAGUCGGACGUCGAGCAAGCUGGUGCAUAAUAGCGUCUGGAAAAGGGUUAUGGUGAUGAUCGACGAGUACGAGGCGUGGAGGUUGGCAGAUCGACCGAAUGAGGCAGUUGUGACACUACCGACUAAACUCAAGGCCCUCCUAAACGCACAAGCGAGCUUCGGAUCAACGGUUGGGGCACCGGUCUUAUUUUUCCUCGGCGGUUUCGUUUAUACGGUAUUGGACUCGGAUAACAACCUAGGUGAUAAUGACACUGCGCAUGCUCUGGCUUUCGGAUUGUGGUGGAUGGUGAUUCCUUAUCUUGCUAUAAUCUCUUGUGCGAUGUUAGCAUCCAACAGUCCCAGUACCCUCGACGGCAUCGUAUACGACGGAGGCAUCACGGCCCCGAAAGACGAAUACGCCGAAGGUGUCUGCAAGCAGUAUAUCAAAAAGGGUGAGAACAAGAGCGGCAUCGGCCUUAUUAUACGACAAGUCGAAGGCUAUAACCCGAUCGAGACCGCCUUCCAGGGCCGGUUCCGAACCGUCAAGCUCUGGAAGCGAGGCCUUAACAAGCGCGAAUGGGUUCAGGAGGCCAUCAGCGAAUACAUCGGAUCCAGGGGGUAUCGAGGCAAGGACCGGAUUCAGCCUGACGAAUUACGCAAGGCCCUCACGCUGAACUGGCAAGACUGCCUCUACAUUCUCGUCAGCGCUUUCUUCGCGGUCUUCGUGCCCUGCGCUCUCGCGUUCCUAGUCUCGUAUAACACGCCACAAGCCGGACUCUCGUGCCGCAGCCUGACGUACCUCGUCUAUGCCAUCAGCCAGGUCUGCGAGAUGGCGCUGUGGACAUGCGCCGCGAGACUGCGGAUCCGGUACGGCACGCGGUGGUUCGAGACGAAUCCCGUUGUGAAGAGGGUGUGUUGGUGGGGACAGGUGUUCGUGGGGUUCUUCUCGAUAUUUGCGGCCGUGGGCGGUACAUCUAUGCAGCUUUUGGGCGUGUAUCGAAGCUGUACUUGCAUGGUCCCUGUGAGAUACUGGCCGCGGCUGAACGACGUGGACGCGUAUAUCGUGCUGAGCGAUAACACCGCCGAAGAUAUCGAGGCUGCUCGGCGCUGGUGGACAGUUACGGGUAGCACGGCUGUGGGCAUUAUUGGGUUCGUGUGUGCGCUCGCGUGGUGGCAUCAGCGGCGGCUCCGGAAGGUAUUUCGUGAUGAAGCGGAUAAGCUGGACAACGACGAAGUGACGACUGAGCCAAUGCUACAACGUCCCGUGUUAUGAGCUUGAGGGUAUUCUACUGAUAGGUUAUUAUGGUCAUACUUAGUCUGCUGUUCUGGGAAAUCAACACAUUUCUAUUCAUCUUUAAAACCAUUAUCCAUCGCCCAACACACAAGGUUGGACAUGAUCUUAGCCAUCCCAUUUAAGUGCUUUGUAAUGUUGCGCCGGUGAUAUGCUUUCAAUGCAACCUCAUUUGGAUAUCUUCCGUCGU